AUGCACAUUCUUCAUCAAUGCGGCAGUAUGGCGCCAUUGGACUUGGACGCUACAGCGACGAAGAGAAGCGUAUUCGACGAUGUGGAUCUCGCCAAACACUACGAACCAGGAGCUGAUUGGGAGAAUGUACAUCGCUACGAUCCUGCUGAGAGAUGGACAUAUCGCGAGGAGAUGACUCUUCGUCGGAAGACUGAUUUCAGAAUCCUUGCCUGGGUACUGGUCAUGUUCUUUGCCCUCAACAUCGAUCGCGGCAAUCUGUCGCUCGCGAUUGCUGGAGGUCUGCUGGACGACUUGAAGCUCUCCACGAAUGACUACAACAAUGCGCAAAAUUUCUAUCGUGUCGGCUUCAUCAUCGCAGAGAUACCCUCACAGCUCAUUGGCAAGAAGUUGGGCCCGGAUCGCUGGAUUCCCGUCCAAAUUGUCCUCUGGUCAAUUGCGGCCGCGGGACAAUUCUUCAUGCAGUCGCGGACCGUGUUCUUCACUACACGAUUCCUCGACAGUAUCUUGUACUUGUCAUACUUUUACACCAGCACCGAAAUGCCCAUCCGCCUCGCGCUUUUCUGGGUGACCGAUUAUCUCUCGGGUGUGGUGGCAUCCUUGAUCGCUUACGGCGUACUACAUAUGCACGGAGUCGCUGGUCGAGAGGGCUGGAGAUGGCUGUUCAUGAUCGAAGCUCUGAUCAGUUUUGCCAUCGGACUGCUGAGUUUCCUCUUCCUUGUUCCUGGCGCCACUCAGACGAAGACCUGGUUUGCGCCACUGGGCUACUUCACCGAACGGGAGGAGAAGAUCAUCGUCAACAAGAUCCUCCGCGACGAUCCAUCCAAAUCCGGAAUGCACAAUCGGGAAGCCAUCACGCUCAAGAUGAUCUGGCGGAGUUUGACCGACUACGACAUGUGGCCUAUAUAUGCCAUCGGAAUACUGUUUGAGAUUCCGUCCAGCCCACCAAAGGCAUACAUCAGUCUGGCUUUGAAGCACCUCCACUUCAGUUCCUUCAACAUCACCCUGCUACACAUUCCGAUUACUGUGCUCACCGCCAUCAACCUCUUCUGGAUUACUGCCGUCUGCAUGCGAUUCGGACAAGUGGCACUCUUCGGCGUCCUAACCCAACUAUGGGCCCUCCCAUUGCUUGUCAUCAGCUUGACUGUAAUGUCCGACUUCUCGCCGUGGGCACAGUAUGUCGUAAGCAUGUUGCUCAUCGCUCAACCGUCGAUGCAAGCCGCUCAAGUAGGCUGGUGCAGUCGAAACAGCAAUACCGUGCGCACCCGCGCAAUCAGCGCGGCCAUUUACAACAUCAUGAUCCAACUAUCUGGCAUCGCUUCGUCCAACAUCUAUCGAGAGGACGACAAACCAUUGUAUCAUCGAGGAAACAAGCAGUUGAUAGCGAUCAACAUCGGAUGCAUGGCGGCAAAUGCGCUCGCGAAGGUGUACUACGAUUGGCGCAACAGGUCGAACAAAAGCAAGUGGAAUGGCAUGACAAAGGAGCAGCAGGAGAUUUACCUGAACACGACGCAGGACAAGGGAAACAAGCGCCUGGAUUUUGUGUUCCAGACGUAG
Messenger RNA from Zymoseptoria tritici IPO323, 1554 nucleotides. RefSeq lists its product as uncharacterized. Bases 1 to 1554 code for a protein of 517 amino acids. Lineage: Eukaryota; Fungi; Ascomycota; Dothideomycetes; Mycosphaerellales; Mycosphaerellaceae. The transcript is spliced from 4 exons. Gene Ontology annotation, cellular component: membrane. Gene Ontology annotation, biological process: transmembrane transport. The record is from RefSeq and is a predicted model, not a curated record. Gene Ontology annotation, molecular function: transmembrane transporter activity.